Molecule: messenger RNA, 1738 nt
Organism: Ictalurus furcatus (blue catfish)
Lineage: Eukaryota; Metazoa; Chordata; Actinopteri; Siluriformes; Ictaluridae
Gene: cacng4b
Product: calcium channel, voltage-dependent, gamma subunit 4b
Exons: 4
Coding region: 1-969 (322 amino acids)
Biological process (GO): positive regulation of synaptic transmission, glutamatergic; neurotransmitter receptor transport, postsynaptic endosome to lysosome; calcium ion transmembrane transport
Cellular component (GO): voltage-gated calcium channel complex; AMPA glutamate receptor complex; postsynaptic density membrane
Molecular function (GO): channel regulator activity; voltage-gated calcium channel activity
Source: RefSeq, a predicted model, not a curated record
AUGGCUUGGUGCGACCGUGCGGUUCAACUGCUCCUGGCCACCGUGGGUGCUUUCGUGGCGUUUAGCCUUAUGACCAUCGCUAUCGGCACGGACUACUGGCUGUACUCCAGGGCGUAUAUUUGCAACGCGACCAAUCUCACCUCGGACGACACUCAGUCUCAACCCAAGAAAACGCGCGGUGAUCUCACGCACUCCGGGCUUUGGAGGAUCUGCUGUAUAGAAGGUCUCAACAAAGGAAGCUGUUACCGUAUCAAUCAUUUUCCAAAUGACAACGACUAUGACACCGACAGCUCAGAAUACCUCCUACGUAUAGUACGUGCCUCCAGUGUGUUCCCCAUUCUCAGUACCGUUCUACUAUUUCUUGGGGGGCUGUGUGUGGGAGUAGGACGCAUCUACUACAAGAGGAAUAACAUUUUGCUCAGUGCAGGGAUCCUGUUUGUGGCAGCAGGUUUGAGCAACAUUAUUGGGAUCAUCGUUUACAUCUCCAGCAACACUGGUGAUCCCAGCGACAAGCGCGAUGAGGACAAGAAGAGCCAAUACAAUUACGGCUGGUCGUUCUACUUUGGAGCUCUCUCGUUCAUCGUCGCGGAGGCGGUUGCUGUCCUCGCUGUGAACAUCUACAUCGAAAAGCACAAAGAGGUGCGCUGCCAGGCACGACGAGAGUUUAUCAAGUCUACCUCAUCCUCCUCACCAUACUCGCGCAUGUCCAGUUUCCGCUUCAGGCGGCGACAAUCGCGCUCCAGCUCGCGCUCUUCAGAAGCGUCCCGUGAGGCCUCUCCAGUUGGGAUAAAGAUGGUGAGCUCCGUGCCUCUGGGUGAGAUCAACAUGUACACCCUGAGCAGAGACCCGCUGAAAUCGGGCACUGACAGCUCCUAUAGCCCUGAACAUGACUCUGGAUUCCUGCAGGUGCACAACUGUUUUCCCAAAGACUUGAAUGACAGCAUCAACAGGAGGACAACUCCAGUAUGAGAGAACUUCAUGACAGGAAUAUCAUAGAAAUAAAGUGUCUUGGCCAUAUAACAUGGGAGCACCAUUGAGGCCUAAUGGCUUAGUAGAAGCACUAGUUCAAUUUUUGCGAUGAUUCAACUACCUAAGGAUGACUGCCUUUGAUAGGGGAAUUUGGAUGGGCUUCAACGACAGCAUUUAAUCCUUAAAUUUCAAUUGCACCAAUGUUUUGGCCCAAGUGGUUCCUCUUUGCAGUGUUAGUAAGAAAGAAUAUAAAAGACUAGCUGUGGUAGACUUGUAUAGCUAAUUCCAUCCAUUUUACAAACAAUCUUUGAGUAGUGCAUUGUGGAAUUAUAUAAAGUGUGAAAUUUCAACAAACAAAUCUACUUUGAUAGGAACUCUUAUUCUCUGUAUGAGUCAUAGAUGCAGUGGAGAUUCACAAACCACCAUUUUAAAUAUGACUGUCCAAAUAUAAAAUGGUGCUACAGGAAGUAGUCUCACAGGUUAAGCCUUCCCCUUCUUGUGUAUUUUGUAUAUACUUGAACCCUGUAUUGCCUUGUCCGUGUCACACGUCUGUAAACACAACUGCCCUAACAUAAUCUGUGUGCCUCUCUGCUUACCAGGAUCAGCGGUUUUAGCUGAUCUAAGCUGUAGGUAUUUUCACUGCAGAGAAUAUUAUGUUUAAUUAUUUUUGUGAAACUAGAAAUAACCUAGGCUUACACAUACUGAAACUACAGAAUGAUUAUGAUACAAAAGAGAAAAUACAAGGCAAGCACAAAGUAUUUCAGUACUG